Messenger RNA from Phaeoacremonium minimum UCRPA7, 1302 nucleotides. RefSeq names its product putative ytp1-like protein. The transcript is spliced from 3 exons. Lineage: Eukaryota; Fungi; Ascomycota; Sordariomycetes; Togniniales; Togniniaceae. The coding region runs from base 1 to 1302 and encodes 433 amino acids. The record is from RefSeq and is a predicted model, not a curated record.
AUGCUGGCAUUCGGGGUCUUAUUCCCUUUGGGGAUGGUUCUCGGGAUUAUCAAGAACAGGUGGCACGUUCCGUUACAAGUUGCUGCCUCGAUCAUCGCUCUACUCGGAUAUGCACUGGGCCACAUGCACGGAGGCCGCGAAUUUCUUCCUACGAACGUUCAUUCUCGCUUCGCCGAUAUCUUGUACCUCGUAAUGUUUGCACAGAUUAUCCUUGGUGUCUACUUGAAGCUUCAUUUGGAGAAGGGUAUACAUGGCCGUAUACGCCCGGUGAUUCGGCUGCUUCAUGGUAUCAAUGGAAAGGCAUUCCCGCUGCUUUCUUGGGUGCAGAUGCUCUUCGGCGGCAUCACCACCCUAGGGUUUUGCCAGGGUGACCAUCUCGGACAGUGUUUGGCUCACUUCAUCAUGGGCAGUGCUUUCAUUGCCUACGGCGUUUUGCUCACCAUUCUGCUCCUUGUUGGCCAACUCUGGCUGAAGCGCACUGGCAGGUCGCAAGAGUUCUUUGACAGUGUGGUCAUUGCCGCGUGGGGUUGCGUUAACACCUUCACCGAGCACCGCUGGGGCACCGCUUGGGUCAAGAACGAUUGGCAGCACACGACCAUGGGAAUUAUCUGGUGGUGUGCUGGGUUGGCUGGAAUUUGGCUUAGCCGAACCCGAGAUGGCCGACCGCAGAGAAACUUCAUUCCUGGCUUUGUUAUUCUCUUGACCGGCUGGGCUAUGUCUGCCCAUCCCCAAGAUCUAAUGAUCAGUGCCAUGACCCACAAGAUCUUCGGCUACACGUUGAUGGCUGCUGGUCUUACUCGUAUCAUCGAGAUUGCUUUCAUCCUGAAGGACAAGAACGGUAUUUCCGAGGAUGGGACUGAAACCCAUAGCUUCCAGUAUAUCCCCGUCUUCCUGCUGUAUGCUUCUGGUUUCCUUUUCAUGGGAGCCACCGAGGAACAAAUGGCUCUUGUUGCCGGCUCCGGCAUUGAUGCUGUCGCUUACGUCCUCAUCAUCUACAGCCUGGCGUUCCUCCUCUUCCUCUUCGUCAAUAUGCUCAUCAGCGUUUAUGACCGCAACGCGAAUGCCGAGCUCCUGGCUAAGAAGUCUGGUGGAAACCGCCCACGGCUCAAUGGCCAUGCUGUUGCCGAUGAGCGGCAGGUACGGGAUGCCGAAGAGUUCGAACUCGACGGCCUAAUGACCGAUGACGAGGACGAGGAGCAUGCAGCGAGGCGGAAGCUGCUGAGAGACGACCUUGGUGAGGAGGAAAUGGGCCUCAUGAGCCCAAGCACUGUUGGCCGAAACAGUGACCGAGUAGCACCUUAA